GUGUCAACCGCGUGUCAAAGCGUAGCCGUAGUCGGAUUUUGGAAGUGCGGCGGUGUGCUUGAAGUGCAGCGUGUGUAGGACAUAAAUCAAAACGGAUUGAAAAUAUGAUCGUAAUCACGAGUUUAACGUGUGUAGGGGAAGGUCUGAUUGAAGGAAAUGGCGUUAAUGCGUUUGAAAAGAGCGAAUAGAUUGUUGAUGUGGCAACAUUACUCUUUCUAUCCAGUGCCGGACAUACUUGGACGUGGCUUGUAACUUGUGUGGGGUGUGGACAUGUACUACUUGAAAUUAUGUUAUAAUUUCUAAGCGCAGUUCCCGUUCAAGAUGUCGAGUGUGUCGAAUCUCAAAGUCGCAUCCAAUAUUCAGCAGAGACGAGUGUUGAUAUUGAAACAUUUAAGUCUUAUUACGCUCACAUUACAGAAUGCAAUUCUCGGUCUCAGUAUGCGGUAUGCAAGGACUAGAGUGGGUGACAUGUUUUUUUCGUCAACUGCAGUAUUUAUGUCUGAAGUUGUGAAGCUAUUUACAUGUAUUUUGUUGGUAUGGCAAGAAGAAGGUUCCUUGCAGAGAUGUGUAACAGCUUUACACAACACUAUUAUCAAGCAGCCCAUGGACACUUUGAAAGUAUGUGUACCGUCAUUGGUAUACAUCAUUCAGAACAAUAUGCUUUAUGUAUCUGCGUCUCAUCUCGAUGCAGCAACUUAUCAAGUAACAUAUCAGUUGAAGAUUCUCACAACUGCCAUGUUCACUGUUUUGAUUUUACGAAGAAGCCUCCGACCUUUACAAUGGGUGGCUCUUGUAGUAUUGUUGAUAGGAGUGGUUUUGGUGCAAUUAGCACACACUGAUCCUCCAACUCCUCCACCUGCAGGUGCUCCAAAACAGAAUCGUUUUAUUGGUUUUUCUGCCGCUUUGUUUGCAUGUGUUCUUUCUGGCUUUGCAGGAAUAUAUUUUGAAAAAAUUCUCAAGGGAUCAGACAUUUCUGUAUGGAUGCGUAAUGUGCAGCUUAGUUUUUUGUCUCUGCCAUUUGGUCUCUUAACAUGCCUCUUCAAUGAUUGGACGAAAAUCAAACAUGUUGGUUUCUUUUUUGGGUAUGAUUUCUUUGUUUGGUACUUAGUUGUUCUCCAGGCUGGGGGUGGUCUCUUGGUUGCAAUGGUGGUUAAAUAUGCUGACAACAUUCUUAAGGGUUUUGCUACGUCAUUGGCCAUUGUUAUAUCAUGUAUCGCAUCCAUUUAUCUCUUCAAUUUCCAACUUGAGCUUCAAUUUGUAGUAGGGGCACUACUUGUUAUGUGUUCAAUAUUUAUGUACAGUUAUCAGCCUAAAGCUCCCCAACCACAGAGUGGCAUUACUAUAAAGGUAUAAAAGACACUGCAAAUGGAUGUGUAUUUUAGUGGUGUUUUUAUGCCAGUGUCGUAGAUAAUGUAUGUUUGUUUUGCUAUACCUUUGAAGAAAAAGUAGUUUCAUGCUAUGGAAGACUAGAGGAAGGGAAAUCAUUUGCUUAACAAGCAAAAUGAUAAAUCAAAAGCAUGCUAUUCUGAGAGAAUAACAUACAUAAUACACAUGCAAAUAUGGAUUUGCAGACAGAGAUAGACAAGGAAAGAACUAGUAACUGAAGCCAGAAGCAUAGUUGCCACUCAGAAUGAAUCAGUCUAGGUAACUGCUAUUUCACUUCUUGAAUGACUGAUGUAUCAUUCCCUCAAAUUAAACUGUUUCAUGAAAACUUUUGUUUAAGAGGGCAAUCCCAUAAUUAAAACUGCUCAGUUAAUUAGCCUUUGAAUUUAUUCCUAACUGUGUAUCCUACUUGGCACAAAACUAAAUUAAGAUUUUUAGCAGUAUUACUGGUUUGUCCAGAUCUUUUAUUCUCUAUUUUCUACUUUUAUUGCCUGUUAUUUACUACUGAAUUUGCAAUAUUAUCAUUAUAUGUUGUAUUAUGAUUAUUUCACAAAACUUAAAUCCAUGUAAGAUGUUAGAUUCUUUGUGGUUGUCUCAGAUAUACUUUUUUUAAUGUGACAUAAGUCUGAUGACAUGUAUAUCUUAUUCCAAAUAGUUAAAAGUAUAACUUAAUGUUAAUAGAUCAUUGUCAGUGACUGGAGGCACAUGUUGUGUUUAUGGUUGUUGCUUAAAACAUAUUCCAAAUUAACUAAAUUGCUUAGGGGAUUAUCAUUUGUGACACAAUAUUUUAAAUGGAAACAUUUUUAAUAACUAAGAUUUUUGGAGAAUUGGAAUGUCAGUAUCAGAAGUGUGAUACAUGAGGUUAUUUUUAUGCCUAGAGAGGUAUGUGCUGUGUCAGCAACAUGCUCAAGUUGUUUCUUCCAUAAUAUUUUCAUUUGACAGAAAGAGAUUGUAUUUACAUGUAAAUAUCAUAAGACUAUUUUCAUCCAGAGAUGUUUCUAUUACUGACUGAAAGAUUUUGUACAAAUUGCCAGUAUUGCUCAUUCGUCUGAUAAAAUUUUAUAAUUACAUGCACACACAUUAUUUUUUGGAUCGAUAAAACAUGCAACAAUGUUUUUCAGAUAGGUUAAUACAUUAGGUAGUACAGUAAAAAAUAAAUGUUGGAGAACUCUGUAGAAACAUUCAUGAUCGUAUAAUGUGGUACGGUGCUGAGUGGUGUUACUUUGAAACAUGAAGUGCUGCACAGAUAUCAUCAUUGGAAUUGUGUAAAUUGGGUUAAGAUGCAGAAAGUGUUAAGAAUCAGUUCCACUGACAGUAGUUAGAAAAUUAUGGUGGUGUUUCCUGGAAUCGGUUGUUAUAUAGUUUUAUCAUUGGCAGUGAACCACAGAAAUUCUGUUGCUCAAUAGCACGUCUCUAACAUACAGAAAAUGACUGUCUGACAGGAGCAUCUUAAGCCUCUACCUUGUUGCUUGGUUAACUACAUAAGAUUUAGUUUGCUUAUAAUUCUGGCAUUGUACAAAUGUAUGUAUGUAUGUAUCAGCUUGUUACAGCAAGUGUAUUAAGUGAGGCCUCAAAGGCUAGCUUACAGUUAAGAGUAGAAAAUAUGUGGAGAAUUGGAGUCAGUCACAGUAUAAAACUGCAUAUUGCAUUGGAAAUUAUUCUUCGUAACACAGGUACACUGCUGGAGUAGUGCACAAAGAUUUUGUGUUUACUGCAGCCAAAUUUGCUAAUGGUCUUACAUUUGUAGGAUGUGUUAUUACUUUUCUCACAGUCAUCGGAUCCUGGAGUAAUCAGGUUCAAUGAUGGGUCACUUUGUGAUCAUCUCUAACUUUGAGUCUUUGAUCAUCUAACAUUCCAUUCAAAGCAACAGGUACAAUUGUUACAGAUAGUUAAUCAGUGUUUAAAUUCCAUUUUCUUCUCUAGAACUUGUGUAGGCAUUAUGCAGGAUAAUGCAUAUAGUCUCCCACCUUGCCCAUUUUGUACACUGUGAUCUAAAGAUGUUAUGCUUAAGCAGAAAUGGGGAGUUAAAAGGAUAUGUUUCAGAAAGAAAUUGUUUAUGUGCGAAUAAUCUGUCACUUGGUACAGAGACUACCAAGAUCAUUCACAGAAGAUGUAUCAGCUUGUUACAGCAAGUAUAUUAAGUGAGGCCUCAAAGGCUAGCUUACAGUUAAGAGUAGAAAAUAUGUGGAGAAUUGGAGUCAGUCACAGUAUAAAACUGCAUAUUGCAUUAAAUCACCCUCUGCCUUUAUUGAAGAGUGUUUUAUAUUGUAGGUGUACACUCUGGCUGUACAGCACCAGAGUUCAGUGUCACGAGCAUGAUAAAUGAUACUUAAAUUUACUGAUUUAAAACCCAAGAGACUACAUUCCUGAAACAAAACUGAAGUUUGUAGCAUUUCAUGAAGGCUUGGUUGUUGAAGUGGGUCUUAAUCCAUUGUAUAGUCAUCAUGGCUUUUCAGUGGAACACUUAAGCAUCAUUGCCUAAUCACUAUUUUUGGGCUAAACAGCUACAGUCUGUUAUGGAGGACUUCACGUUAUGUGUAGCCAUUGUUAUUUUGGCUUUUGUUUUCAUUGGUCCCUUUAUUAUGAAAACUGAAAAUCAGUAAGAAACAUUAUAGAGCUGUUAAUUGCAAACACAUGGGAGAACUGUACUACACCAAGAUAGAUGGAUGUCCUAAACAAAGAUGUAUUAACUAGAAUUCUUGGAGGACAGUGUUGAACUUGAUGGAGACACCCAAGCAUUGUCAUGAAAAUGAAAGUGUACUGAAACACUUCGUAAAGAACCCUUCUUGCCAAUGCACAUCACUACCAGGAUGUGUAAUUCAUUUUGUGUUAAUGUGGUAUUGUGGAGUGUAUAAGCACCAUUAUGUGAAAUUUGAGUAAACUGUUCAUUUACAAUUUGGAGUUUUUAUUAAGAAAAUAACAAAUAAGCGAAAAAAUUAGAGGAAAAGGAAGAUGGGGAGAACAAUAGAAAGAAAAAGUGGAAUUAAAAAAUGGACAUCUUUUCAUUUAAGUAUAUACUACCUUUUUUUGAACGUUACAAAGGAACCAGGCAACACAGGUAAGGGAAAUGGACUUAUUUGCACUCGGAAGCUCAGUAAUUAAUAGGGACAACAGUCUUCACAGCUGCCUCAGAAAAAAAAUGGGCCCCACAUAAAAUUGUAAAUUUGCGUACACCUAAGUGCAAAACAAGAAAAUUCCCAUUUGAAAAUGUUUUAUUAACAUUAAAUGGGGGAAGGAGCACUUAUCAACAGCUGCAAAAAAAAGAGAGAGAGAUAUUGACUGACUAGAAUGCUAAAAGGUAUUUCUUUUCUUUGACAUAAUUAGCAGAUAGUUUGCUAACUCUUAUAAAACUGUCACAAUACACUAUAGCAUUGUCUGCUAUUCUGUUUUAGAUUCUUUUCUGCCUUCCAUUUACUAUUUUGUUGUAGUGUCCCAUGCUUUGGAAUCAGUGUGUGAUUUCACAUUUAUUAUAAACUGCUAGUGUCUCCCUUCCACUAUUCAGAAACAUCAGUGUGUUUUCAUGACAUGAAAAAUAAUAUUUGUGUAUUUGACAUGAAUGGAGACUGUGCAUCAUUUGUCACCAUAUGGUAACUACUAUGUAGUAGCUCUUAUUUUAAAUUUUGUUCAUGUCAAGCAUUCAAGAUUUCAUGAAUGUUUACUGAAAUUGUAAUAACUGUUAGUAUUUAACCAGGCAGACUUUCUCAUACCGAUUAGGUACAUCAAACAAUAGUCUAAUUACUGUAGUCUUGGACAAAGGUUGUUUGAAAUUACAACCUUUUUUAUGGUGUUUUCUGUGGCUCUUUGUACUUAGUUUAAAUCAAAAUACCACAUUUUGUAAUAGCCUUUAAAGCUUUGAUUUGUACUGUGUAAAAUAUUUUGACAUAGUUGCUCUUUAUCCGAGUACUAAGUCAUGUAAUUGGUGCGGUUUGGCUGACAUCAAUGGAUGUUGCUUAUUUAUUUAUAUGUUUAAUUAGCUCUUUGUUGCACAGAGCUCUCUCUCUCUCUCUCUCUCUCUCUCUCUCUCUCUCUCUCUCUCUCUCUCUCUCUCUU
Molecule: messenger RNA, 5433 nt
Organism: Schistocerca piceifrons (Central American locust)
Lineage: Eukaryota; Metazoa; Arthropoda; Insecta; Orthoptera; Acrididae
Gene: Ugalt
Product: UDP-galactose translocator
Exons: 1
Coding region: 322-1353 (343 amino acids)
Biological process (GO): pyrimidine nucleotide-sugar transmembrane transport
Cellular component (GO): Golgi membrane
Molecular function (GO): UDP-galactose transmembrane transporter activity
Source: RefSeq, a predicted model, not a curated record